AUGUACUACUUUCUCUUCAACCUUUCCUUCACUGAUCUCUGCUACCCCUCUGUCAUAACUCCCCAAAUGCUGGUGAGUUUUCUGAAGUGGAACCUCAUCUCUUGUGUGGAGUGCAUGACUCAGCUCUUUUUCCUUGCCUUCUUUGUUAUUGAUGAAUGCUGCAGUUUGACAGCAAUGGCCUAUGACAGAUACAUGGCCAUCUGCAAGCCCCUGCUUUACAGGGUCACCAUGUCCCAUCAGGUCUGUCUCAUGAUGACAGGAAGUGUGUAUGCAAUGGGGUUUGUGGGUGCCCUGGCUCACACUGUGUGCAUGCUGAGGCUCAGCUUCUGUGACGGCAGCGUCAUCAAUCACUACAUGUGUGACAUACCUCCUCUCCUGAAGCUCUCCUGCACAAGCACCACUGUCAAUGAGCUGGUGGUCUUCGUUGUGGUGGGUGUCAAUGUAAUAGGGCCCAGUAUGACUGCACCACCACACCCAGCUGUCUUUAUUUCUUACACCUUGAUCAUCAACAUUUUUCUCAUCUGCUCCACAGGUGGCAGGUCCAAAGUUUUCAGUACCUGCAGCUCUCACAUAAACGCUGUUUCUUUUUUCUUUGGAUGCUCAGCAUUCAUGUACCUGAAGCCUUCUCUCACUGGAUCUGUGAGUGAAGAUAAAGUCUCCACAGAUUUUUUUAAACCUUCAUAG
Messenger RNA from Jaculus jaculus (lesser Egyptian jerboa), 684 nucleotides. RefSeq names its product olfactory receptor 8B3-like. The transcript is spliced from 2 exons. Gene Ontology annotation, molecular function: olfactory receptor activity; odorant binding; G protein-coupled receptor activity. The coding region runs from base 1 to 684 and encodes 227 amino acids. The record is from RefSeq and is a predicted model, not a curated record. Gene Ontology annotation, cellular component: membrane. Gene Ontology annotation, biological process: sensory perception of smell; G protein-coupled receptor signaling pathway. NCBI's taxonomy places the organism in Eukaryota, Metazoa, Chordata, Mammalia, Rodentia, Dipodidae.